This is a messenger RNA of Phycodurus eques (leafy seadragon), 1387 nucleotides long. RefSeq names its product hepatitis A virus cellular receptor 1 homolog. Bases 58 to 750 code for a protein of 230 amino acids. The record is from RefSeq and is a predicted model, not a curated record. The transcript is spliced from 6 exons. Lineage: Eukaryota; Metazoa; Chordata; Actinopteri; Syngnathiformes; Syngnathidae.
CUGCAGGGGAAAGAUAUGUAGCCUCAUUUCAAUGUAUUGUUAUACAAGAGCCUACACAUGCGUGGUAUGUGUUAUUUAUUCCUGUCCGUCCUGAGCCAAGUUCGCUCCGAGGACCUCAAAGUCAGUGGUCACGUCGGGCGCAAUGUCACGUUGCCCUGUGUCUACGACGCCCAAGAUCAUGGCCUCCUGGACUUCUGUUGGGGUCGAGGAAAGGUCCCCACUUUCAAAUGCUCAAACAGCAUCGUCUUCGCCAAAGAUGGGGCGGUACACAUCAUUAGUGGGUCUAGGUACAAGCUGCUGGGUCGCCUCAGUGAUGGAGACGUGUCCCUGACCAUCCGGAAUGCUCAACCCGAUGACGCCGGAGUGUACGGCUGCAGGGUCGAGCUGCCAGGGUGGUUCAACGACCAUAAAGUCAAUGCAUACUUGGCUGUGGAGGAAGCUGAAUCACCAUUGGAACAACCUGUUACUCAUGUCAUUUUGCCAGCAACAGCUAGAAGACAACAAAGGGAGCACAACGUCUCUGUAUUCGAACAUGCAGAAGGAGAUGAUUCAACAUUCAACAGUAAAGGCAAAGCUGAGGAUUCAUUCACAGCAUUCCAGGAAGUGGGCAACAUUUGCAGAGUUGCAGCUAUUGUCUCCCUCACUGUGCUCAUAAUCUUGAUCCCAAUCUUUAUUUUCUCAGGGAGACGACCUCGUCCAAUUCAAUUCUUAAAAACAUCAACGAUGGAGAAUGUGUAUGAAUUGGUCUAAAUUCCCUCGUUUUUGCUCUUCAACAUCGUUGCCUUGUGUCUGAGCUAUUUGUCAUUUUUAAAUACAAAGCGUAAAGAUGACAUUCUAAUCUCAGACGGCCGACGAACAUACGGUGUGUCAGAAAUGUUCCACAACUGGUGUCACAAAUUGGAACCCCAAACUACAAGUUUCCCCACUCAAUGUGGACCAGACGACCAACCAGACUACAAAGAGAUCUUGUGGCGUUUUGCUUCAUUUAAGCGACGAGAGUUGUGGCAGGACAACUCUGCCAUGCUGGACCAACCUCCUUAGUCGCCCGACUUGGCUCCGUGUGGUUUUUCCUCCUUCCCAAGCUCACGGGGGUCAUCAAGGGAAUGCGUUUUGAAGAUGUGGAUAACAUCAUUCAUAUUCGCUCACGUUAUUUGUGUUAUAAACCUCACAUUCUGUACAGUACAGUUUUAAGAUGCACAUGUAGUAGAAAACAUAUAACAUAAUGAUAACAUAUUAAAUUGAUUCUAUUAUAUUUGAAAACAUCUUGUUCCUUUAGUGUUAUAUGUUUGUGUUAUGUACUGUAUAUGUAAUCUGAUGUUAAUAUUUUCAUGCAUGCAGUGCCAGAAGGAGUGAGCGCUCCUUCAUUCAGCAAUCUAAGCCGAUUGAU